This is a messenger RNA of Coregonus sp. 'balchen', 20463 nucleotides long. The record is from the annotation of a GenBank genome assembly. Lineage: Eukaryota; Metazoa; Chordata; Actinopteri; Salmoniformes; Salmonidae.
GAUUCCCUAGUGGAGGUGGAGGAGAAGUACCGCAAGGCCAUGGUGUCCAAUGCCCAGCUGGACAAUGAGAAGAACAACCUGAUGUACCAGGUGGAUACGCUGAAGGACUCGCUCAUGGAGCUGGAAGAGCUGCUGUCCGAAUCACGCCGCGAGUAUGAGGGGAAGACCAAGGUAUGGGAGAGAUUAGGAGGAGGGAAAGCUGGAGAGAUGGAGGCAGAGAAAGGAUAGGGCCAGAUUAAGAGAAAUAUACAAUUACAGUAAGAUAAAAGAUGAGGGGGAAAAGAGGCCAAAUUAGUAGAGAAAGGGGUAGGCUAUAGAGGAGGGCGAUAUUAGGUGAAAACUGGGAUUGACGUUAGCCAAGUGGUGCCUUUUGGAAACUAUAGUUGGCUGAAAAGACAAAAAAAAAAAAAAAAAAAAAAAGAAUAAUAUAUAAUUUUUUUUAUUGAAAAUGAAAAAAAAGAAAAAAAAAUGAAAAAUAUACUCUGAAAAUUAAGAAUUAAAAAUUAGAAAAAAAUAAUUUGAAGUGGUUGUCCUACUGGCUAUCAUAAGAUGAAUGCACCAAUUUGUAAGUCGCUCUGGAUAAGAGCGUCUGCUAAAUGACGUAAAUGUACUAAUGCAAUAAUGGAGGAUUAUAUACAUGAACUGUAUAGACAUAAUUUCCAGGUUUUUUUCUGGAUCAAAAAGGGGCUUAGGGGGUGGACGUGGCAGGGGGUGUGGCAAUGGGUAUGGUCAGCGUAGCUGGAGUUUAAAGAACAUUUUAGAGGCCCCCAUCUUGGCGGUGUAGAGAAAUUUUGCAGUUUUGAAUGUCCAAUGCAGUAAGGUGCUUAAUUGUUACCUAGGCCUUCAUGGUCCUGGGUAACAAUUAAGUACCUUACUGUGAUUUUUUUCAAUUAAGAUGGUCAAAAAUAAACAAAAAUAGCUUCUUAGCAAAGAGCAAUUUCUCAAGCAAUAAUUUUGCUAGGACUGUCUGGGAGUGGUUUGCGUGGGGAGGGGAAAACUGAAAAAUAGCUGUUAUUGGCAUUUGGCAUAGAGGUUUGGAACUCUAUUUCUUAUAUUUAUUUAAUUUGCUGCAUGUUGAUGUCAUCAUGGAAGGCCAAAACUUCCUCCCACUAAAACAGGCUGAAAUUUCAGGUGGUCUAUUCAAACAGCUCUUACACUAAAAGGGCAUCAUUUUUAACAGUAUUAUUCCAACCACAUAGUGUGGAAAUAUACAUAAAACACAGGAAAAUCUUGUUUUUGACUGCAUUGGAGCUUUAAAGCAAAUUGUAUGUGAUUCUAUAUAUUCUGCCAUGCCUUUGUUAAUUUUCUCAAACAUAAUAACAAAAUCAAUAAUGCUUAUUUCGUAGUCUUUGUCAUUUUCAAUUCUCCCUGACUGUCUAGCCUUUAUUUUGGUGAUUGUUAGUUCUCAAAGAUUAUAUUAUUUAAGAUUACUAGCGGCACCCUGUCCAUAUGGACAGUAAAAAUUAAUUAUUACAUUUAAUGCAAAUUAAAAAUGUGUUUAUCUGUUCAGCUAUUUGGUCUCUGGAUAUACCAAUAUUCUCAGCUCCGGAGCAUUUAAAAAAAAAACACCCAUAGGCCAACUAUUCACUAUUAUUCUACAAUAUAGUAAAAGUUUAAAUAACCUGGAAUGAGUAGGUGUUUCCAAACUUUUGCCUGAAGGUGUAUAUUUAAAGAGGAAAAAAACAGUAGAGGAGGGCUACAGACAUAGAUUUUGUUAAAGAAAAAAGUUGUAAUUUAAUUUAACAUGUCCAAGCAAGAAUGCAUGAUAAAGAUAUGUUGAUGUACAAUACCUAAACCAGUGGGUUUGACAAUUAGGCUAUUGUUGCUAUAAUUUUACUGUUGAAUUAUGGCUCCAGAAUUGCAGAUGGAUUUUGUUCAAUAGAGAUUAAUUUGCUUACAUCUUUGUGUUUACAAAUAGGCUAUCACAUAAGCUAAUUCACUUGUGGCUAAUCACUGAAGAAAGGGAAACCAAAACCACAACUGACCAAAUCAUGAAAAAUAAAACACUCAUAUCUUGAUUAGAUAAGUAUUCAACCCCCUGAGUCAAUACAUGUUAAAAUGUAUUUGGCAGCAAUUACAGCUGUGAGUCUUUCAGGGUUAGUCUCUAAGAGCUUUGUAUUAGCCCAUUAUUCUUUUCAUAAUUUUUCAAGCUCUGUCAAGUUGGUUGUUGAUCAUUGCUAGACAGCCAUUUUCAAGUCUUGCCAUAGAUUUUCAAGUGGAUUUAAGUAAAAACCGGAACUAGGCCACACCGGAGCAUUCAAUGUCGUCUUGGCAGUGACGAUUUUAGCAUGUACAGUGAGGGAAAAAACUAUUUGAUCCCCUGCUGAUUUUGUACGUUUGCCCACUGACAAAGACAUGAUCAGUCUAUAAUUUUAAUGGUAGGUUUAUUUGAACAGUGAGAGACAGAAUAACAGCAACAAAAAUCCAGAAAAACGCAUGUCAAAAAUGUUAUAAAUUGAUUUGCAUUUUACUGAGGGAAAUAAGUAUUUGACCCCUCUGCAAAAUAUGACUUAGUACUUGGUGGCAAAACCCUUGUUGGCAAUCACGGAGGUCAGACAUUUCUUGUAGUUGGCCACCAGGUUUGCACACAUCUCAGGAGGGAUUUUGUCCCACUCCUCUUUGCAGAUCUUCUCCAAGUCAUUAAGGUUUCGAGGCUGACGUUUGUCUACUCGAACCUUCAGCUCCCUCCACAGAUUUUCUAUGGGAUUAAGGUCUGAAGACUGGCUAGGCCACUCCAGGACCUUAAUGUGCUUCUUCUUGAGCCACUCCUUUGUUGCCUUGGCCGUGUGUUUUGGGUCAUUGUCAUGCUGGAAUACCCAUCCACGACCCAUUUUCAAUGCCCUGGCUGAGGGAAGGAGGUUCUCACCCAAGAUUUGACGGUACAUGGCCCCGUCCAUUGUCCCUUUGAUGCGGUGAAGUUGUCCUGUCCCCUUAGCAGAAAAACACCCCCAAAGCAUAAUGUUUCCACCUCCAUGUUUGACGGUGGGGAUGGUGUUCUUGGGGUCAUAGGCAGCAUUCCUCCUCCUCCAAACACGGCGAGUUGAGUUGAUGCCAAAGAGCUGGAUUUUUUUCUCAUUUGACCACAACUCUUUCACCCAGUUCUCCUCUAAAUCAUUCAGAUGUUUAUUGGCAAACUUCAGACCGGCCUGUAUAUGUGCUUUCUUGAGCAGGGGGACCUUGCGGGCGCUGCAGGAUUUCAGUCCUUCACGGCGUAGUGUGUUACCAAUUAUUUUCUUGGUGACUACUGUCCCAGCUGCCUUGAGAUCAUUGACAAUAUCCUCCUGUGUAGUUCUGGGCUGAUUCCUCACCGUUCUCAUGAUCAUUCACUCCACGAGGUGAGAUCUUGCAUGGAGCCCCAGGCCGAGGGAGAUUGAUAGUUAUUUUGUGUUUCUUCCAUUUGCGAAUAAUCGCACCAACUGUUGUCACCUUCUCACCAAGCUGCUUGGCAAUGGUCUUGUAGCCCAUUCCAGCCUUGUGUAGGUGUGAGGUCUACAAUCUUGUCCCUGACAUCCUUGGAGAGCUCUUUGGUCUUGGCCAUGGUCGAGAGUUUGGAAUCUGAUUGAUUGAUUGCUUCUGAGGCAGGUGUCUUUUAUACAGGUAACAAGCUGAGAUUAGGAGCACUCCCUUUAAGAGUGUGCUCCUAAUCUCAGCUCGUUAUCUGUAUAAAAGACACCUGGGAGCCAGAAAUAUUUUUGAUUGAGAGGGGGUCAAAUACUUAUUUCCCUCAUUAAAAUGCAAAUCAAUUUAUAACAUUUUUGACAUGUGUUUUUCUGGAUUUUUGUUGUUGUUAUUCUGUCUCUCACUGUUCAAAUAAACCUACCAUUAAAAUUAUAGACUGAUCCUUUAUUUGUCAGUGGGCAAACGUACAAAAUCAGCAGGGGAUCAAAUACUUUUUUCCCUCACUGUACAUCUUGGUGGGGCAAAAAAAUAAAUAAUUGGAUGCAUGCCAGCAAAGCCACUACACAACACUAAACAAUACAUUAAUUGCACUAUAAUGGUGACAAACGGUGCCCACAAACUGUUAGGGCCUACAUAAAGCUGUCCCAACAGCAGUCCCAACAUCUUACCACUGCUACACCUGGCUAUCAGUGGAGCCUUGUCUGGCAGCGAAACAGUUCAUUCAGCCUCAUUUACUGCUUGAAAAAAAAAACAGACAGUUGAAGUCAGAAGUUUACAUACACCUUAGCCAAAUACAUUUCAACUCAGUUUUUCACAAUUUCUGACAUUUAAUCCUAGUAAAAAUUCCCUGUCUUAGGUCAGUUUAUUUUAAGAAUGUGAAAUGUCAGAAUAAUUAUAGAGAGAAUGAUUUAUUUCAGCUUUUAUUUCUUUCAUCACAUUCCCAGUGGGUCAGAAGUUUACAUACACUCAAUUAGUAUUCCUCCUGAAAGAACUGGUGUAACUGAGUCAGGUUUGUAGGCCUCCUUGCACGCACACGCUUUUUCAGUUCUGCCCACAAAUUUUCUAUAGGAUUGAGGUCAGGGCUUUGUGAUGGCCACUCCAAUACCUUGACUUUGGAAGUAUGCUUGGUGUCAUUGUCCAUUUGCGACCAAGCUUUAACUUCCUGACUGAUGUUGCUUCAAUAUAUCCACAUAAUUUUCCUUCCUCAUGAUGCCAUCUAUUUUGUGAAGUGCACCAGACCCUCCUGCAGCAAAGCACCCCCACAGCAUGAUGCUGCCACCCCCGUGCUUCACGGUUGGGAUGGUGUUCUUCGGCUUGCAAGCUACCCCUUUUUUCCUCCAAACAUAACGAUGGUCAUUAUGGCCAAACAGUUCUAUUUUUGUUUCAUCAGACCAGAGGACAUUUCUCCAAAAAGUACGAUCUUUGUCCCCAUUUUCAGUUGCAAACCGUAGUCUGGCUUUUUUAUGGCGGUUUUGGAGCAGUGGCUUCUUCCUUGCUGAGCGGCCUUUCAGGACUCGUUUUACUGUGGAUAUAGAUACAUUUGUACCUGUUUCCUCCAGCAUCUUCACAAGGUCCUUUGCUGUUUUUCUGGGAUUGAUUUGCACUUUUUGCACCAAUGUACGUUCAUCUCUAGGAGACAGAACGCGUCUCCUUCCUUGUACAGAUGAACGUGGUACCUUCAGGCGUUUGGAAAUUGCUCCCAAGGAUGAACCAGACGUGUGGAGGUCUACAAAAUUUCUAAUGAGGUCUUUUGAUUUUCCCAUGAUGUCAAGCAAAGAGGCACUGAGUUUGAAGGUAGGCCUUGAAAUACAUCCACAGGUACACCUCCAAUUGACUCAAAUGAUGUCAAUUAGCCUAUCAGAAGCUUCUAAAUCCAUGACAUAAUUUUCUGGAAUUUUCCAAGCUGUUUAAAGGCACAGUCAAUUUAGUGUAUGUAAACUUCUGACCCACUGGAAUUGUGAUACAGUGAAUUAAAAGUGAAAUAAUCUGUCUGUAACAAUUAUUGGAAACAGUACUUGUGUCAUGCACAAAGUAGAUGUCCUAACCGACUUGCCAAAACUAUAGUUUGUUAACAAGAAAUGUGUGGAGUGGUUGAAAAACGAGUUUUAAUGACUCCAAUAGCAGGCUAGUGAUUGCUUUGCAAUGCUUGCAGUUAGCCACUGCCACUGAUACCUUCCAAACCACUCAUUGUUGAAUUUGCGAUUUCCAACUUGUUGUGUAAUGUUUAUGUCCAAUGAGCACCGAUACAUUUUAUCUAUAAUUUCUCUUCAUUAUUUCUAUUCAUAUGACAAGGAUUAAAAAGGAUUUGCCAGUAGAUUGUCGACUUGAUUCAUGAUGAUGACUGCUAGCUAAGAUUUUGAAAGUAUGAUGUUGACAUGAUCCGUCCAAUCAAAGCUACUGUAGAUGUAACGUGAUUUGACGUCAUUUUAUCUGUGGCCAAUGACCUUGUGCCUUCUUGGAUGGGCACUUCUAAUGUAACUCGAUGGCAGCACCCAAGGAGCUUGAAUUUUCGAGGUCUACCCUUAGACUUGGCGGUGACGUACUGUCCCCACGAGUGACAGAACACUGAGCUAAUCAUGGCGCAACUAGAGAACAUUACCAACACCUACGCUCCGUAUUUUCCGCUGGCUGCCCCACCACUACAGAAAGCACUGAGCUAGGCUGAAACACCUGCAUUUUGGAGCUGCCUUACUCAAGAAAGCAAAAAAGAGACCAUGUUUGUAUGCGCCUUUAUUAACUCAAUGAUUUUUAACAUUUUUUGCAAACUGGUAUCUGACACGUAUUAAUGCCAAAAUAACAUGCAAAAAAGGUAAGCCCCCCCUCCCUAAAGUGUGGGGUUCAAAACAGGUGGGGCUCUGCUCCACCUGCCCUGAAUGACGGGUUGCCACUGUGUCUUAAGCAACUCCCGUGUAUAUUUGGCCAUGUGUUUUAGGUUAUUGUCCUGCUGGAAGGUGAAUUUGUCUCCCAGUUGAAAAGCAGACGGAACUAGGUUUUCCUCUAGGAUGUUGCCUGUGCUUAGCUCUACUCCGUUCUUUUUAUCCUAAAAAACUCCCUAGUCCUUCCGAUGACAAGCAUACCCAUAACAUGAUGCAGCCACCACAAUGCUUGAAAAUAUGAAGAGUGGUACUCAGUGAUGUGUGUUGGAUUUUCCCCAAACAUAAGGCUUUGUAUUCAGGACAUGAAGUCAGUUUCUUUGCCAAAUUUCUUUGCAGUUUUACUUUAGUGCCUUAUUGCAAACAGGAUGCCUGUUUUGGAAUAUUUUUUAUUCUGUACAGGCUUCCUUCUUUUCACUCUGUCAGUUAGGUUAGUAUUGUGGAGUAACUACAAUGUUGUUGAUCUAUCCUCAGUUUUCUAUCACAGCCAUUAAACUCUGUAACUGUUUUAAUAGCACCAUUGGCCUCAUGGUGAAAUCCCUGAGCGGUUUCCUUCCUCUCCGACAGCUGAGUUAGGAAGGACGCCUUUAUCUUUGUAGUGACUGGGUGUAUUGAUACACCAUCCAAAAGUGUAAUUAAUAACUUCACCAUGCUCAAAGGGAUAUUCAAUGUCUGCUCUUUUUUUUACCCAUCUGCAAGUAGGUGAGUGCCCUUCUUUGCGAGGCAUUCUCUCUUUAUGUAGUGGUUUGUUGUCUCUGUUGUUGUGAUGUGUGUUUGGGCCUAUAUAUAUAUAUAUAUAUAUAUAUAUAUAUAUCAUUUAUUUAUUAUAAUUUUUUUGUCCCCGCAGGAGGCCUUUUGCCUUUUGGUAGGCCAUCAUUGUAAAUAAGAAUUUGCUCAUCAACAAGAAGAAGCACAUUAAGGUCCUGGAGUGGCCUAGCCAUUCUCCAGACCUUAUUCCCAUAGAAACGCAUCUGAGUAGGUUUCUAUUGUGCAAGACUCAGCCGGUACUCUACACAGACCGGUGUGACAUAACCAAUCAGAGCUGCAGUAGACCUGUAUGCAAAUCGACAUUGCCAUAUCUGGAUCUGUACCAUUUACUUUGAACCAGACUUUGUUUACAGCUGUGGUCUUGAGUAGAUGUGCUUGUUUUGAGAUCAAAGCAAGAGCUGCAUUUUGCCAUGUGUGCACAUUUGUUCAUAUCCUUUGCUAGUUAGUGAGUUAUUAGCCCAGUUAUAUAUCAUUUGUAGUCAGCAAUAGGGUAGUGAUUGUUUCCUACAAGAGCACAAAACUUGUAAACAGGUUAAUGUCAAGCCCUGCAUGUUUUUUUCAAAAGUCUCAUGGAAUGUAGGCCUACAUUGAACACCACACAUUGGCUGCUACUGUAGGCUGAAUGAUAGAACAGCUAGAAAUGCCAAGAGUGUGCAAAGCUGUCAUCAAGGCAAAGGGUGGAAACUUUGAAGAAUCUCAAAUAUUAAAUAUAUUUUGAUUUAACACUUAUGGUUACUAAAUGAUUUCAUAUGUGUUAUUUCAUAGUUUUGAUAGCUUCACUAUUAUUCUACAAUGUAGAAAAUAGGACAAAUAAAGAAAAACCCUGGAAUGAGUAGGUGUGUCCAAACCUUUGACUGGUACUGUAUAUAUAUACACAUGUCAAAAAUGUUAUAAAUUGAUUUGCAUUUUAAUGAGGGGAAUAAGUAUUUGACCCCCUCUCAAUCAGAAAGAUUUCUGGCUCCCAGGUGUCUAUUAUACAGGUAACGAGCUGAGAUUAGGAGCACACUCUUACAGGGAGUGCUCCUAAUCUCAGUUUGUUACCUGUAUAAAAGACACCUGUCCACAGAAGCAAUCAAUCAAUCAGAUUGUAGACCUACACAAGGCUGGAAUGGGCUACAAGACCAUCGUCAAGCAGCUUGGUGAGAAGGUGACAACAGUUGGUGCGAUUAUUCGCAAAUGGAAGAAACACAAAAGAACUGUCAAUCUCCCUCGGCCUGGGGCUCCAUGCAAAAUCUCACCUCGUGGAGUUGCAAUGAUCAUGAGAACGGUGAGGAAUCAGCCCAGAACUACACGGGAGGAUCUUGUCAAUGAUCUCAAGGCAGCUGGGACCAUAGUCACCAAGAAAACAAUUGGUAACACACUACGCCGUGAAGGACUGAAAUCCUGCAGCGCCCGCAAGGUCCCCCUGCUCAAGAAAGCACAUAUACAUGCCCGUCUGAAGUUUGCCAAUGAACAUCUGAAUGAUUCAGAGGAGAACUGGGUGAAAAUGUUGUGGUCAGAUGAGACCAAAAUCGAGCUCUUUGGCAUCAACUCAACUCGCUGUGUUUGGAGGAGGAGGAAUGCUGCCUAUGACCCCAAGAACACCAUCCCCACCGUCAAACAUAGAGGUGGAAAAAUUAUGCUUUGGGGGUGUUUUUCUGCUAAGGGGACAGGACAACUUCACCACAUCAAAGGGACGAUGGACGGGGCCAUGUACCGUCAAAUCUUGGGUGAGAACCUCCUUCCCUCAACCAGGGCAUUGAAAAUGGGUCGUGGAUGGGUAUUCCAGCAUGACAAUGACCCAAAACACACGGCCAAGGCAACAAAGGAGUGGCUUAAGAAGAAGCACAUUAAGGUCCUGGAGUGGCCUAGCCAGUCUCCAGACCUUAAUCCCAUAGAAAAUCUGUGGAGGGAGCUGAAGGUUCGAGUUGCCAAACGUCAGCCUCGAAACCUUAAUGACUUGGAGAAGAUCUGCAAAGAGGAGUGGGACAAAAUCCCUCCUGAGAUGUGUGCAAACCUGGUGGCCAACUACAAGAAACGUCUGACCUCUGCGAUUGCCAACAAGGGUUUUGCCACCAAGUACUAAGUCAUGUUUUGCAGAGGGGUCAAAUACUUAUUUCCCUAAUUAAAAUGCAAAUCAAUUUAUAACAUUUUUGACAUGCGUUUUUCUGGAUUUUUGUUGUUGUUAUUCUGUCUCUCACUGUUCAAUUAAACCAACCAUUAAAAUGAUAGACUGAUCAUUUCUUUGUCAGUGGGCAAACGUACAAAAUCAGCAGGGGAUCAAAUACUUUUUUUCCCUCACUGUGUGUGUAUGUAUGUAUGUAUGUAUGUAUAUAUAUAUAUAUAUAUAUAUAUAUGCCAGUACUGGCUGGAUGUCCUUUGGAUGGUGGACCAUUCUAGAUACACACCAGAAACCGUUUUGUGUGUGUGUAUAUAUAUAUAUACACACACACAUACAACGGUUUCUGGUGUGUAUCUAGAACCGUUGUAUGUGUGUAUGUAUGUAUAUACAGUGGGGAGAACAAGUAUUUGAUACACUGCCGAUUUUGCAGGUUUUCCUACUUACAAAGCAUGUAGAGGUCUGUAAUUUUUAUCAUAGGUACACUUCAACUCUGGGAGACGGAAUCUAAAACAAAAAUCCAGAAAAUCACAUUGUAUGAUUUUUUUAAGUAAUUAAUUUGCAUUUUAUUGCAUGACAUAAGUAUUUGAUACAUCAGAAAAGCAGAACUUAAUAUUUGGUACAGAAACCUUUGUUUGCAAUUACAGUGAUCAUGCGUUUCCUGUAGGUCUUGACCAGGUUUGCACACACUGCAGCAGGGAUUUUGGCCCACUCCUCCAUACAGACCUUCUCCAGAUCGCUGGGCAAUACGGACUUUCAGCUCCCUCCAAAGAUUUUCUAUUGGGUUCAGGUCUGGAGACUGGCUAGGCCACUCCAGGACCUUGAGGUGCUUCUUACGGAGCCACUCCUUAGUUGCCCUGGCUGUGUGUUUCGGGUCGUUGUCAUGCUGGAAGACCCAGCCACGACCCAUCUUCAAUGCUCUUACUGAGGGAAGGAGGUUGUUCGCCAAGAUCUCGCGAUACAUGGCCCCAUCCAUCCUCCCCUCAAUACGGUGCAGUCGUCCUGUCCCCUUUGCAGAAAAGCAUCCCCAAAGAAUGAUGUUUCCACCUCCAUGCUUCACGGUUGGGAUGGUGUUCUUGGGGUUGUACUCAUCCUUCUUCUUCCUCCAAACACGGAAAGUGGAGUUUAGACCAAAAAGCUCAAUUUUUGUCUCAUCAGACCACAGGACCUUCUCCCAUUCCUCCUCUGGAUCAUCCAGAUGGUCAUUGGCAAACUUCAGACGGGCCUGGACAUGCGCUGGCUUGAGCAGGGGGACCUUACGUGCGCUGCAGGAUUUUAAUCCAUGACGGCGUAGUGUGUUACUAAUGGUUUUCUUUUAGACUGUGGUCCCAGCUCUCUUCAGGUCAUUGACCAGGUCCUGCCGUGUAGUUCUGGGCUGAUCCCUCACCUUCCUCAUGAUCAUUGAUGCCCCACGAGGUGAGAUCUUGCAUGGAGCCCCAGACCGAGGGUGAUUGACCGUCAUCUUGAACUUCUUCCAUUUUCUAAUAAUUGCGCCAACAGUUGUUGCCUUCUCACCAAGCUGUUUUGCCUAUUGUCCUGUAGCCCAUCCCAGCCUUGUGCAGAUCUACAAUUUUAUCCCUGAUGUCCUUACACAGCUCUCUGGUCUUGGCCAUUGUGGAGAGGUUGGAGUCUGUUUGAUUGAGUGUGUGGACAGGUGUCUUUUUAUACAGGUAACGAGUUGAAACAGGUGCAGUUAAUAAAGGUAAUGAGUGGAGAACAGGAGGGCUUCUUAAAGAAAAUGUAACAGGUCUGUGAGAACCAGAAUUCUUACUGGUUGGUAGGUGAUCAAAUACUUAUGUCAUGCAAUAAAAAUGCAAAUUAAUUACUUAAAAAUCAUACAAUGUGAUUUUCUGGAUUUUUGUUUUAGAUUUCGUCUCUCACAGUUGAAGUGUACCUAUGAUAAAAAUUACAGACCUCUACAUGCUUUGUAAGUAGGAAAACCUGCAAAAUCGGCAGUGUAUCAAAUACUUGUUCUCCCCACUAUAUAUAUAUAUAUAUAUAUAUACAGACAGUGGGGUAAAAAAGUAUUUAGUCAGCCACCAAUUGUGCAAGUUCUCCCACUUAAAAAGAUGAGAGAGGCCUGUAAUUGAGACAAAAUGAUUAAAAAAAAAUCUCCAGAAAAUCACAUUGUAGGAUUUUUUAUGAAUUUAUUUGCAAAUUAUGUUGGAAAAUAAGUAUUUGGUCAAUAACAAAAGUUUCUCAAUACUUUGUUAUAUACCCUUUGUUGGCAAUGACACAGGUCAAAUGUUUUCUGUAAGUCUUCACAAGGUUUUCACACACUGUUGCUGGUAUUUUGGCCCAUUCCUCCAUGCAGAUCUCCUCUAGAGCAGUGAUGUUUUGGGGCUGUCUCUGGGCAACACGGACUUUCAACUCCCUCCAAAGAUUUUCUAUGGGGUUGAGAUCUGGAGACUGGCUAGGCCACUUCAGGACCUUGAAAUGCUUCUUACGAAGCCACUCCUUCGUUUCCCGGGCGGUGUGUUUGGGAUCAUUGUCAUGCUGAAAGACCCAGCCACGUUUCAUCUUCAAUGCCCUUGCUGAUGGAAGGAGGUUUUCACUCAAAAUCUCACGAUACAUGGCCCCAUUCAUUCUUUCCUUUACACGGAUCAGUCGUCCUGGUCCCUUUGCAGAAAAACAGCCCCAAAGCAUGAUAUUUCCACCCCCAUGCUUCACAGUAGGUAUGGUGCUCUUUGGAUGCAACUCAGCAUUCUUUGUCCUCCAAACACGACGAGUUGACUUUUUACCAAAAAGUUCUAUUUUGGUUUUAUCUGACCAUAUGACAUUCUCCCAAUCCUCUUCUGGAUCAUCCAAAUGCACUCUAGCAAACUUCAGACGGGCCUGGACAUGUACUGGCUUAAGCAGGGGGACACGUCUGGCACUGCAGGAUUUGAGUCCCUGGUGGCGUAGUGUGUUACUGAUGGUAGGCUUUGUUACAUUGGUCCCAGCUCUCUGCAGGUCAUUCACUAGGUCCCGCCGUAUGGUUCUGGGAUUUUUGCUCACCGUUCUUGUGAUCAUUUUGACCCCACGGGGUGAGAUCUUGCGUGGAGCCCCAGAUCGAGGGAGAUUAUCAGUGGUCUUGUAUGUCUUCCAUUUCCUAAUAAUUGCUCCCACAGUUGAUUUCUUCAAACCAAGCUGCUUACCUAUUGCAGAUUCAGUCUUCCCAGCCUGGUGCAGGUCUACAAUUUUGUUUCUGGUGUCCUUUGACAGUUCUUUGGUCUUGGCCAUAGUGGAGUUUGGAGUGUGACUGAGGUUGUGGACAGGUGUCUUUUAUACUGAUAACAAGUUCAAACAGGUGCCAUUAAUACAGGUAACGAGUGGAGGACAGAGGAGCCUCUUAAAGAAGAAGUUACAGGUCUGUGAGAGCCAUAAAUCUUGCUUGUUUGUAGGUGACCAAAUACUUAUUUUCCACCAUAAUUUGCAAAUAAAUUCAUUAAAAAUCCUACAAUGUGAUUUUCUGGGAAAAAAAUUCUCAAUUUGUCUGUCAUAGUUGACGUGUACCUAUGAUGAAAAUUACAGGCCUCUCUCAUCUUUUUAAGUGGGAGAACUUGCACAAUUGGUGGCUGACUAAAUACUUUUUUCCCCCACUGUAUGCAGUACCAGUCAAAGGUUUGGACACACCUACUCAUUCCAGGGUUUUUCUUUAUUUUUAUUUUUACUAUUUUCUACAUUGGAGAAUAAUAGUGAAGACAUCAAAACUAUAGUAACCAAAAAAGUGUUAAAUCAAAAUAUGAGGGAAAAAACGAUUUAAUCCAUUUCAUGCCAAGCGUCGGUUGGAGUGGUGUAAAGCUCGCCGCGAUUGGACUCUGGAGCAGUGGAAACGUGUUCUCUGGAGUGAUAAAUCACACUUCGCCAUCUGGCAGUCCGACGGACUAAUCUGGGUUUGGCGGAUGCCAGGAAAACGCUACCUGCCCGAAUGCAUAGUGCCAACUGCAAAGUUUGGUGGAAGAGGACUAAUGGUCUGGGGCUGUUUUUCAUGGUUCCAGCUAGGCCCCUUAAUUCCAGUGAAGGGAAAUCUUAACGCUACAGCAUACAAUGACAUUGUAGACGAUUCUGUGCUUCCAACUUUGUGGCAACAGUUUGAGGAAGGCCCUUUCCUGUUUCAGCAUGACAAUGCCCCUGUGCACAAAGCGAGGUCCAUAGAGAAAUGGUUUGUUGAUAUCGGUAUGGAAGAACUUGACUGGCCUGCACAGAGCCCUGACCUAAACCCCAUCGAACACCUUUGGGAUGAAUUGGAACCCCGACUGCGAGCCAGGCCUAAUCCCCCAACAUCAGUGCCUGACCUCACUAAUGCUCUUGUGGCUGAAUGGAAGCCAGUCCCCGCAGCAAUGUUCCAACAUCUAGUGGAAAGCCUUCCCAAAGAGUGGACGCUGUUGUAGCAGCAAAGCAUCUGUAGUAAGCCCUUUUGUGGGGAAAGACUCAUUCUGAUUGGCUGGACCUGGCUCCCCAGUGGGUCGGCAUGGCUCCCAAGUGGGUGGGUCUAUGCCCUCCCAGGCCCACCCAUCUCUGCGCCCCUGCCCAGUCAUGGGAAAUCCAUAGAUAAGGGCCUAAUUAUAAUUGACUGAUUUCCUUAUAUGAACUGUAACUCAGCAAAAUCUUAGAAAUUGUUGCAUGUUGUGUUUUUAUUUUUGUUCAGUAUAUAUUACGGUGUAUGGAUUUAGGCGAUUUGGAUUGGAUUUCAUUGGCCGACAAAUCCCUGAAUCCCUAAAUUCAUAGUGUACAUCAACCUUUAUCCAAAUUGAUUUCAUCCACAACUAAUGUAGCUAUGGCAACUUCCUGGAUUAUAAGGCAGCUGUUUAGGGCCAAAAUGAUCACUGCAUAUUGUUAAUCCAUUCAAACAUCUCCUCUGUUAUCUCUCCCAGGACUUUGAGCGUGAGAAACAUGCCCACGGUGUGCUCCAGUUCCAAUUCAACGUGAUGAAAGAAAAGCUAAAACAGAGCGAGGAGUUAUUAACGGUGAGUCCUCCAAGGCAUCCUCGAAAGGAAAACCCCAAGCUUGUCAGGACAGCCAAAACGACCUUAACUGCCACCUUUCAGUUUUCUUAUUUCUGAACUUCCCUGUCUCCUCACUUGCAUGCUGAUCUUCUACUGUUUUCACUCCUCUCACACACUCUCUCCCUCUCUCCUAUUUGUUCCAUCAUCUUCUGCUUUUCUGCUGUCCAGGAGAUCCAUCAGUUGCGUCUCAAGCAGGACAACUUUGUUAGGGAAAUAUCUGACCUGCAGGAAACAGUAGAGUGGAAAGAUAAAAAGAUUGGGGUAUGCCCUGUGAACUCUGACCCAUUCGCUUUGUUAGUACAUUUGAAGUCGGAAGUUUACAUACACCUUAGCCAAAUACAUUUAAACUCAGUUUUUCACAAUUCCUGACAUUUAAUCCUAGUAAAAAUUCCCUGUUUUAGGUCAGUUAGGAUUACCACUUUAUUUUAAGAAUGUGAAAUGUCAGAAUAAUAGUAGAGAGCUUGAUUUAUUUCAGCAUUCACAUUCCCAGUGGGUCAGAAGUUUACAUACACUCAAUUAGUAUUUGGAAGCAUAGCCUUUAAAUUGUUUAACUUGGGUCAAACGUUUCGGGUAGCCUUCCACAAGCUUCCCACAAUAAAUUGGGUGAAUUUUGGCCCAUUCCUCCUGACAGAGCUGGUGUAACUGAGUCAGGUUUGUAGGCCUCCUUGCUCGCACAUGCUUUUUCAGUUCUGCCCACAAAUGUUCUAUAGGAUUGAGGUCAGGGCUUUGUGAUGGCCACUCCAAUACCUUGACUUUGUUGUCCUUAAGCCAUUUUGCCACAACUUUUGAAGUAUGCUUGGGGUAAUGGUCCAUUUGGAAGACCCAUUUGCGACCAAGCUUUAACUUCCUGACUGAUGUCUUGAGAUGUUGCUUCAAUAUAUCCACAUAAUUUUCCUUCCUCAUGAUGCCAUCUAUUUUGUGAAGUGCACCAGUCCCUCCUGCAGCAAAGCACCCCCACAGCAUGAUGCUGCCACCCCCGUGCUUCACGGAUGGGAUGGUGUUCUUCAGCUUCUCUUCCAAACAUAACGAUGGUCAUUAUGGCCAAACAUUUCUAUUUUUGUUUCAUCAGACCAGAGGAAAUUUCUCCAAAAAGUACGAUCUUUGUCCCCAUGUGCAGUUGCAAACCGUAGUCUGGCUUUUUUAUGGCGGUUUUGGAGCAGUGGCUUCUUCCUUGCUGAGUGGCCUUUCAGGUUAUGUAGAUAUAGGACUCGUUUUACUGUGGAUAUAGAUACUUUUGUACCUGUUUCCUCCAGCAUCUUCACAAGGUCCUUUGCUGUUGUUCUGCGAUUGAUUUGCACUUUUCGCACCAAAGUACGUUCAUCUCUAGGAGACAGAACGCGUCUCCUUCCUGAGUGGUAUGACGGCUGUGUGGUCCCUUGGUGUUUAUACUUGCGUACUAUUGUUUGUACAGAUGAACGUGGUACCUUCAGGCAUUUGGAAAUUGCUCCCAAGGAUGAACCAGACUUGUGGAGGUCUACCAUUAUUAUUUAUUUUUUCUGAGGUCUUGGCUGAUCUCUUUUGAUUUUCCCAUGAUGUCAAGCAAAGAGGCACUGAUUUUGAAGGUAGUCCUUGAAAUACAUCCACAGGUACAUCUCCAAUUGACUCAAAUGAUGUCAAUUAGCCUAUCAGAUGCUUCUAAAGCCAUGACAUCAUUUUCUGGAAUUUUCCAAGCUGUUUAAAGGCACAGUCAACUUAGUGUAUGUAAACUUCUGACCCACUGGAAUUGUGAUACAGUGAAUUAUAAGUGAAAUAAUCUGUCUGUAAACAAUUAUUGGAAAAAUUACUUGUGUCAUGCACAAAGUAGAUGUCUUAACCGACUUGCCAAAACUAUAGUUUGUUAACAAGAAAUUUGUGGUGUGGUUGAAAAACAUAAGUUUUUCAACCAACCUAAGUGUAUGUAAACUUUCGACUUUAACUGUACAUGUUCACUUUGAUAGCAUUUGGUGUAUGCAAGUGUAAACCCCCACACAUAAUUGUGAUUUGUGGUGUUAAAAUACACUUGUUCACUUAUGCAGAGAAGUUGAUUCUAGCCAAGUGCAUGAAUACUUGAAACUGUAUACUGUACCCUCACUUUCUCUAUGCUCACUUUCACUUCCUUCACCCAUAUCAUCCUUCGUUCUUCACCUGCACUUCCUCCUCCCCACCAAUGGGGGCACUUCUCAGGCCUUAGAGCGGCAAAAGGAGUAUUUGGACGCCAUCCGAAAUGAACGAGAUGAGCUCAGGGAUGAGGUGGUCCAGCUGAAAGAUAUUCUGAAGGUACUUUGUCAUCUCAGGGGAGUCAGAGCUCUGAAUAUGCAACAGUGGCCCCUGAAACAGGGUUUAUCUAUUGCAGUUAUGCAGCUAUAAUUUACUGUUGUGAGACCCAAAAGCCUGUCAUCAGUCUGUGUUCAUGUCCUACCCAGAAACAUGGAAUUGUCCUUGGACCUGACCUGACCACCAAUGGGGAAAAGGUGAAGGUGGGAACUGAAAGGUCAACUAGUAGAGAUCCAGCUUCUCAAUUGGCUCAGGACUCCCAGACGUCACCCACAGAAGGAGGGAACAUCAUGCUCGGUAAGCACCAUUACUGGACAAAUAUUGCUGUAUGUUGUAAUCAUCUCUUGCUUACCUCAUAGCUUUGCCAAAUUAUAGCUAACUUGAAAACUUAAAUCAUGCCUAAUGCAAACCUGUAUACGUAACCUGAGUUUGGUUGACUGACACUGUUUUUGGACUUCUGCAACUAACUUCUAAGCUUUCACUACUGAUUCUCCUCCCAACCCAUUGCAACCCCUGCACCUGAUUCAUUUGAACUAAUCCAUGUAUCUGAACCAUGAUUAAAGCACAUGGUGUAAACACCCUUGUUUUGGUGCCAUAAUGUGUAUCCUACAUAGUGGUUUCACAUUGAGAGGGUCAUAUGGCUGUCUGAUUUGUGGAAAUGAGCAUGACCUUGUGUUUAUAUUUUCAAUUAUAAACUCUCUGCGUCAACCUGAUUUAAUGUCAAUGGUGUUUGAAGUGUUUGCUGUGGUGUUUUACUUGGUUGGUGUUUACACCAGAGCAUUACACAAAUCAAAAUGAAUCAAUGAAUUAGUCCAUUAAUUGGGUUAUUCAAUGUAGGGUACAUGUAUUUGUUGACAUGUAAAUGCCAUGUCAGUGUCUUCAUUAAGGUUUUUAUCACAUAUUUUCUUGUAAAUGAUUAGGAAAAAGGGACAUUUUUGGUUGUGUUGAAAGUCACGAACCUGUACAUUUCUGGCCAGUCUCAAAGCAAUAUAACACCACAGCAGACAUUUUCAGAGUUUAAGAUUUGCAGCUUGCCAAGGUGCCUCUGACCUUCUCAUCUGCUUUGACAAUUCAUCUGGGAUCAAGAGCUUUGUUUUUGUGAUCUCCUGCUAUUCUUCUUCCCUUUCCUCCUUCUCUUCCUUUUAGGUUUGAUUUUGGCCAAAUUCUUUCAAAUUCCGCUUUGCGCUAAUUGGUCCAGCUUCAACUGACAGAUCUUGAUCAUCAGAAAAAUUACAACACUUGAAACUCCAGGUCACAGUGUUUGGCCUAUAUCACCCUCAUGGUAUCCCCUCAUGGUCUCCUAGGCAGAGCUCAGGAGAUGGAGCUGGGAAGUAGAGGAGAUAAGGUGGUGGAUCCAGGAAGGUCAAGGCAGCAAGUGGAGACACAUGAGGCGGUUCAAGAGAACCAUCUGACCUCGCCCACUUCCUGUAGCCUUGCUGGUGUUUCUGAAACCAAAGCAUCUAUGGAGGCUCUGCCAUUCUCGCCCAAAUUGGGGGAUGAGGUUGAGAUUGAAAGCAGUAAUGUCAACAAAGACUCUGACAAUGGCAUACCAGUAGUAGAGGUCAAACGGGGACCGGUCUGUGAUUCUGAGGUACUUGGGCUUGUAACAGGUCCUGAGGAAGAGGUUACAGGAGCGGGGGAGGGGUACGAAGCAGCAGGCAUAGAGGAGACAGGGCAAGGGAGAGUAGAGGCCACAAACAAAUGGGAAAUGGGAAUAAAAAAUGACAAGGUAGAUGAUAUGGAGACCAAAGUCACCAAGAGUAGUGAUCACACCAAAGAGACAUCCUCAAAAGAGCCUACCUCAGAAUAUGGUGCAGUAGUUGAACAACGUAAUAUAGCAUUGAGUAAAGAGGUUUUGAAAAGUAUAGACUCAUGUCCUCAGCCUAGGGAAACCAUUGAGGACACCAUGAAAAAUGGCACACAGAUUAGCCAAGGGACUGACCAUGAUACUAGUAAGAGCCCAAUAAAAUCAAAAGAUAAGUCUCAACCUAAGCCUCAGAAAACGAAAAAAGCUGGAGUGUUACCAGAGACCACUGACAUGCAGCCACAGGCCCAAGGAGGCAAGAAGAAGAAGAAAGGCAAGAAGGGAGAGACACAAGGUGAUGAAAAACAGGGAGACGAUAACAAGAAGAGCAAAACAGAAAAGGAUGUGGACUCAAUCUUAACAGAUAAGGAGCCAGUAGCGGAGCUAGUAGAAGGAGGUAUCAUAAUAGAGACACAGCAGCUUCUAGAGGGGACCGGUAGUUCACCGGAUCGAGAACUCCAAAGCCUUAAAGAAAAAGUACAAACCAUAGCUGAGGAGGGAUGGAACCUGAAGGAAGAACAACAACUAGCAGAGGACCGGGUAGAGGUUAAGUGUGAGGAGCCUCCCAUUGAAACCCCAGAAGUAUCUCUGAUUGACCAAGCUAAGAGUGAGGAAGUUGUCAAAAAGAAGAAAACGGAAAAGGACAAACAAAAACCUACCAUGGAAUCAGAGAAAUCGGAAAGCGAGAAAUCAGUAUUAUGCCAUGAGUGUGACAUUGGUAUCGCUGAUCCUGUUGACCAGCAAUGUAUAACCAAGUGUAUAACCAGUGCUGAUAACCCUAAGGAGAAAUUAGAAUCCACAACAAAUACUGGUACCCAAAAAGACGAGUCAGGGUACACAACCAACCCUGAUAACUUUGUAGACUGCCUGAACUCUUCAGCUGACCCAAAAUGUCAAUUGGACUCGAAACAGUCCACAGCUGGGAAUUCAAACAAUGUCAAAGAAGAAGAUGCAAUCAAGGUCUCAGUUGAAGAGGCUCAAACAAUCCAAGACACAAAGAAACAGGGAAUUAACUUUCACAGUCCCAUAGUUCUAAGACCGGAGCUCGAGAAGAGCAUGGUACCUGAAGACCUUAUCGCCAAUGAUGGUGUCACUACUCACCCAGACCAUGUUACCGAAAAUGCCAUAAAAGACCUGAAAGCGGCAGGUCAGGAUGAACAAAAUGGGAGCCCAGAUGAGUGUAAAAAUGCACUUGAACAUAAAGACAUUUCGAUAGCACUGCCAGCAAAUGUAGAUAAAUGCACACAUUUAUCAGGAGAGAACUGUGGCACAUCACUCAAUAGCAACUGCCCUGCUGCUGAGACCAUAAGACAGCUUGAACAAUUGGUGGGUCUACCUGGUUGUCCAGUCGCUGACAAGCACUUAGAUGAAAACAACAAGCCAGAAACACUUGAUGGAGAAAAUGCAUCAAAUGGAGGGAUCUCCACAGAGACCGAGCUGAAUGAUACAGAAACACGACUACAGGACCCUGUAGAAGAAACUCCGGAGACAAUUGACUCUUUUAGGGAACAGGGCCACAAUGAAAGCAGACCAUGCACCAUGGUGGCCGAAGCAGAAGAGCAAGAUGAUCCCACUGAGGCCAAUCUGGAGGUUAACAAGGUACCUGGACCCAGUGAGCAGGGGAAUGACGAGGAGGGGAAUGAUGAUAUAGAUGAGGAGGGUCAAUCAUUUGACUUUGACGACCUAGAUUUGGUGGUUUCUGCAAAAGUGUUUCCAGUAAAGUCCCAAGAGGAGGUUAGCCAGGAGGUGAGAAUGAUGAUUGAAGGCGACAAAAUAGAGGUAGAGCCAGGUAGAGAGAAGGCAAAUAAGGAAGAGGAGGACGGCAAACCGCAGGGCACAGUAGAGGGAGUUAGCACGAUAGUGGCAAAGCAGCCACUUGAAGGGGGGUCAGAUGGUGCACCAGAAUAGCUCCGAAGCCCUGAAGAAAAAGCACAAAACAGAGUUGAAGGACAGAAUGCCAAUGAAGAACAACAACUAAUCACAAUACAGGAAGGGAUUAGUGUAAAAUACGAACAGAAAGACAUUGCACAGGAGGGAGUGUGUGUGACUACUGAACCACAAUGUGUAGGAGAGAGUAAGAGGCUGCAGAAUUCAACAGAGUUAGAUUUGCCAGUAGAGGAGAGGGAAGAGGCAAUCCAGUAUGGGUCACAGCAGGGUAGAAGAUAGAGUAGGCAAAGUACGGAUUCAGCAGGGGGCGACGAUGAGCAAUCUAGGACAGGCUCGAAAAAGGGCAGCAAGAAAGGAAAAGGCAAGGGGAAAGAGGACUGUCGAAUGGCCUAG